UGGUGAAUGAAGAUGAUGAGUUUACCAAUCCAUUUAAUAAUCCAUUAACUGAUGAUAAUAAUCAGCAAGCAUUGGUCCAUCAUGUUGAAGAAUUCAUUAUUGCAAUUGAUGAACCACUUGUAACUGAAGAUACUCUUAAUGACAUAGAAAUUGUUGAAAUGGUUUUAGAAGAUGCACAAAUUGAAGCUG
This is a messenger RNA of Entrophospora candida, 189 nucleotides long. The record is from the annotation of a GenBank genome assembly. Lineage: Eukaryota; Fungi; Glomeromycota; Glomeromycetes; Entrophosporales; Entrophosporaceae.